AUGCUUCGUAGCGCAGCAUCAGCACUGCUGAGGACCAGCACUGAGCUUGCCGCACUCUGUUCGGUGUCCACGGUCCGGUUCGUUCAGCAGUCGCCCCGUUUGCCGCCCCGAAAACGGCCGUUUUCCACGUCGGUCUGCUUGUGUAAGAAGAAGAAGAAGAAUCAGAAGAGCCUGUGGCAGCAGCUGGCGGAAGGACAAACCAUGGACGGGAACAUUGAAGAGAUCCUCGCCCCUUUGAGGUUGGCCGUCAAAGAACAGGUAACAUCUGAAAACAUACGCUGAUAAGAAUUGGGCUUGUUUGGUUGUGAUUAGAUAUGAUUUAUUGCUUAAAUCUCAGUCACAGUGAGUGUGACAGCUUGGACGGCUAAGUGGCUAACCGGCUUUUCGUCGCUGUCAAUGAAUGAGGGCAGCCAUUGUAGCUAGCUGCUGCUAACGCUCCCUGUUAGUCAUGUCUGCGCCCUUUGCCACGUUUCAGUCUGCUGCUGCUGCUGCACAGAUUUGUUCACAGGGUGGGGUUCAGGGGAGAGGCCAUCCAGAUGCUUCUACAUCAUAUUAUUCGAUAAUUAUCUCAUUUUAUAAACACGAUCAGACUUUGAACUGUAGGUGCGCCCGGCUCUUGGGUUUUUCUGAGUGCCCGUUUUAAGACCCCGCUCUGUGUUUUAGGGGGACCUGGUGCGGCAGAUGAAACAGGAUGGAGCUCCUGAUGUGGAUGUUACUAAAGCUGUGGCUGAGCUCAAAGCGAGAAAGAGGACUCUGGAGGCCAGGGUGAGUCUACUUUCAUCUAAAUCCUUUUGACUGAACCUAAGCCUGUAAGUGAAUUAUGGACCUUUUAUUGUUGAAGUAAUAAACACAUCACAUCUAAAACCUGCAAGUUCUUGACCACAGCCACAUCUACUGUGCUGGAAUUAUUGUUGCCCUUUCAUAUUAAAGGGAUAUUCUGGCGUAAAAUUAAUUUAGGGUCAAAUUCACCUUAACACUGAGUUAGACACCCUCUCGAGAGAUGAAUGUUGCCGACCACUUGUUUCUUUAGUUAAACCACCUUUAGUAACGACCGCAGGAUAGCAAUACACAGCGGUCUGAGGAGCCAUAAACAAACUUCAACCAAAAAGCCACUCUAUAGCCACAAAUAAUGCUCAGAACAGCAACUAACUUCUUCAACAGUACAUAUAAGGUCCUAGCCAUAGCACUAGCCACCAAACAUCUUUUAAGCUUUGCCUAAUUUCUUUAGCAAAGGGACUAAACACAACUCACCUACUCUCUUCCAGCAGCCGCUUGUUUGUAGCAAGACCUCAGGCGAGUUCAUAACAGACUACAGCGGGGUGAUGCAGCUCAAGGAAGAACAUUUAUGAUCAUUUCUUCAUGGAAAUGCAAUCAGACCGAGACACUAAGGCAGAAGAACUACCGUGUCUGCAGUGCAAAAUGAUUAAUAUGAUGAUUAUUACUUGGGAAAUGAUAAAUUAAUGAUCAAAAAUAUUCUUCCUUGAGCUGCGUCACCCCGCUGCAGAGAUGGGAAUUGUGGAGUCUACAAGUCAUCUCCAUGCCAUGUAUUUGUUCUGCUCUGUCACUGGCCCAGCUGCUUCCAAUGAGCAGCCAGGAAGGUGAGCUCAUUAGUGAAGGCACCUGGUUCAGUAACUGAGCAGAACAAAUUCAUUGCAUGGAGAUGACUUGGUGACUCCACAAUUCCUAUCUCUGCCCCGCUGUAGUCUGUAAUGGACUGGCCUGAGGUCUCUACAAACAAGUGGCUGCUAGAAGAGAGUGGGUGAGUUGUGUUUAGUCUCUUUGCUAAAGAAAUCAGGUAAAGUUAAAAAGAUGUUUGGUGGCUAGUACUAUGGCUGGGACCCUAUAUGUACUGUUGAUGAAGUUAGGUGCUGUUCUGAGUAUUAUUUGUGGCUUUAGAGUGGCUUUUUGGUUGAGGUUUGUGUGUGGCUCCUCAGACCGCUGUGCAUUGCUAUCGGCUGUUGUUACUAAAGUUGGUCUAACUAGAGAAGCAAGCGGUCGGCAAUAUUCAUCUCUUGAGGGGGUGUCUAACUCUGUGUUAGGGUGUGUUUGACCCUAAAUUAAUUUUACGCUGGAAUAUCCCUUUAAACUUCUACUUUUUGAUUUGAGCUGGUACACAAAACUGUCUUUUAACUCUCUUUAUGACUCAACAGAACUUGGCUCAUAUGAGGAAACAUAUAUUUUUAACUCUGAUCUUAUUUUAGGAGCUGUCAUUACAACCCAAAGAUGACAUCGUGGACAGAACCAAGAUGGAGGACACCCUCAAGAGGCGAUUCUUUUAUGACCAGGCCUUUGCCAUCUAUGGAGGUAAGGUUUUCACAGGGUAUAUGUUAGGAGAGAAAAGGUCUCACUUAAAGCUAGAAUCCACAUACUUGCAUGUAGCCUUAAAGUACCCUGUUACCAUGUAGUAAUGCUCCUCAGGUGUGAGCGGCCUGUAUGAUUUCGGCCCUGUGGGCUGUGCCCUGAAGAACAACAUGCUGCAGGCCUGGAGGCAGCACUUCAUCCAAGAGGAGCAGAUCCUGGAGAUUGACUGCACCAUGCUGACGCCUGAGCCGGUCCUCAAGUAGGUACCCUGAAAAAUGAGUUCAACCAACAUUAAAUCUUUAAAGAGUAAUCACCGUGCUCUCUGUGUGUGUGUGUGUGUGUGUGUGUGUGUGUGUGUGUGUGUGUGUGUGUGUGUGUGUGUGUGUGUGUGUGUGUGUGUGUGUGUGUGUGUGUGUACUGAGCAGUUUUGGUCUAUGUGAAUGUCAUUGAUGGUGAUUUUGAAAGCUGCUGUAGAGGAUGCCUGGUGGUUCCUGCAGCCAGCUCCAAAGUGCUGAACUGUGGGUUUUUGUAAACAGGCGCAUAUUGAUUCUGUGAUUUUAUGCAUGGAAGCUGCCACAAUAGCAGCCUUCCAUAGCCCGGUUACAGAUACACAAUUUAGAUUGAAUUAAACAUUUAUUGACUUCUUUAAUUCAUCUUGAUAUAAAUCUCAUAUGUUCACUGUUGUAUUUUUUCGUAGGACAUCAGGGCAUGUGGACAAAUUUGCUGAUUACAUGGUGAAAGAUGUCAAAAAUGGUGAAUGCUUCAGGGCAGACCACCUCCUCAAAGGUAAGACUGUUACUCAUCUGAUUUAGUGCAUAGAUGUGGCAUUUUCUACAACUUUGAGGCUACAUAUCCUUAAAGAACCUCCAGCUAGAGGUCUUUGUAAGUUUUGUUCUUUGCAUUAUUAAUGAGCCUCAGUGGAGGGGAGAACUGGACGUGGUCCAGACUUGUGUCCUCAUAAGCUGUUGCUAGUUGGCCGGGCUCAGAGUAUCACUGUUGAGCCUGAGGGACAAUAGAGGUGAUCAAACCGGCUGAAAUCUCACAGGGAUUUUUUUUUUUUUUUACAGCUGCUGAAGCUGAGCCAAAAAGCUGAGGAGAAAUAUGAGAAAUGAUUUGAAAAUGUCACUUCUUGAAAGAUGGAAAAAUAAGUGUGAAAAUGAUGCUUGAAAUUUGUCAUGGGAGAAAAAAAGCGUUAUGAAAUAUGUGUCAUUUGAGCUCUACUCCUAAACCAUGUAGCCUUUAUUAUCCUGCCGACUGAUUUCCAGACAGUACUCACACUCUUUAAUGACUAAAAUCAGUGUGAAUUUCUUAUGUUUGAUUUAAUUUAGUUCAUCCUUGCUAGAUUGUCUACAUUUUUACAUAACCGUGGUAUGAUUUUGUCCUGUAGCUCACCUCCAGAAGCUGAUGUCAGAUAAGAAAUGUGCUGCAGAGAAGAAGGAAGAGAUGGAGUCUGUUAUUACUCAGGUCAGUGUUUGCGAAAAAAAACCUAACACUCCUCUGACAGAUGAUGGUGUAAAGGGUUUCAGGUGACUAAUGGUCAUCUUCUCUCUCUCUUCAGAUGGACAACUACACUCAGCAGGAGCUCACUGACCUGUUUGUGAAAUACAACGUCAAGUCUCCCACCACAGGAAAUGACCUCACAGCCCCCAUCUCCUUCAACCUGAUGUUCCAGACGUCCAUCGGACCAGGAGGGAACAUGCCAGGGUAAGAUGAUAGCACUAUGGUCCUGCAAAGAGUGUUUCAUUAGUGUUGGUUAACUCUUGAUUGACUGAUUUUUUUGGAUGUGAUUCUGCAGCUAUCUGAGGCCUGAAACAGCUCAGGGAAUCUUUCUCAACUUCAAACGUUUACUGGAGUUCAAUCAGGGAAAACUUCCCUUCGCUGCUGCUCAAAUAGGAAACUCCUUCAGGAACGAGAUCUCUCCUCGCUCUGGACUCAUCCGCGUCAGGUAAUAGAUCCGCCGGGACACCUGUUUUUUUUUUUUUUGUAAGAGAUUUAGACUCUCUCAUUCAAAGGUGACUCUUGACUUUGAACUUAAAUAGAGCUGCUUCACAUUUCCACACAGAGAGUUCACCAUGGCUGAGAUCGAGCACUUUGUGGACCCGACUGAGAAGGUCCACCCAAAAUUCUCCAAUGUAGCCGACCUGGAUAUCAUGUUGUACUCUUCAAAGGCUCAGACCAGUGGGCAGUCUGCUCAGAUCAUGAGGCUGGGAGACGCGGUGGAGCAGGUAGAAAUCCAGACAACUACUCAAAAUUUUUUAACCUCAUGCUUUUUCUGUGAAGUUGGGCUGUGAAGUUGAUUCUCUCUUUCUGUCUCCUUUUAGGGAGUCAUCAACAACUCCGUCCUGGGAUAUUUCAUCGGGAGGAUCUACCUCUACCUUACUAAAGUCGGUGUUGCCAAAGACAAGCUGCGUUUCCGUCAGCACAUGGACAACGAGAUGGCUCACUACGCCUGUGACUGCUGGGACGCUGAAACCAAAACCUCCUACGUAUGAUCACAUCCUUAAAUCUCAUCACUGAGUCCACAAACUUCUCCACUCUUCUCUCUAACUGAGUGUUUGUUUGCUGCAGGGCUGGAUCGAGAUCGUGGGUUGCGCUGACCGGUCCUGCUUCGACCUGAAAUGUCACGCACGAGUGACUAAAGUCCCUCUGGUCGCUGAGAAGCCUCUUAAAGAACCCAUAUCCUUUAACUGCUGCUGCCGCUGCACCUCACAUUACAGAAGACAAUAUGAAUUCUAA
Molecule: messenger RNA, 5037 nt
Organism: Xyrichtys novacula (pearly razorfish)
Lineage: Eukaryota; Metazoa; Chordata; Actinopteri; Labriformes; Labridae
Source: the annotation of a GenBank genome assembly